Molecule: messenger RNA, 1209 nt
Organism: Trichoplusia ni (cabbage looper)
Lineage: Eukaryota; Metazoa; Arthropoda; Insecta; Lepidoptera; Noctuidae
Product: testis-expressed protein 9
Exons: 6
Coding region: 85-1191 (368 amino acids)
Source: RefSeq, a predicted model, not a curated record
UGUUUAUCAUAAUUCUGUGGUAUAAUACUGAUAAAUGUCAUUGCAUGGCGUCCUAUCGGUUAUAACUGUAUAUAAAGUAAUAAAAUGGACUCUUUAGACUUGUUAGCGCGUGAGGACGAGUUCAAGAAACUCAACAAACAACUCGAGAAAAAAACCGAGAGUUUGAUGAAAGAGAUCGAGCAUGCUAUGCAAAAAAAGGAUAUAUUCUCGGAAUUCUCUCAAACCCUCACUCUAUCUCCAAUACAUACAACAAAAAAACAUAACUGUGAUGCUCACAAGCAGAAUGCAACAACGCCUUCGCCUACUCAUACCAAACCAAAACAAAAAAACAAAGCUAAAAUACAAAAUGGUGGCAAUCAACAAAAUAACCAAGCAGAGGAGUCCAAUUUUAAAAAUGGGACACAAAAUAGUGGUUGUGAUGAGAAUGAUGAUGAAUGUAAUUUAAAGAUGAGAAAUGUUUGUAAUUGUUGUAUUAAUGUUAAUAUGAGAGAUAGAAGUGAUGGCUCGGAGUUUUUGUAUGCCUUUGUAACUGUUAAUGUUAAGGAGAAAGUUUUGCCGGAGUCGUUUUUAAAAGAAAAGCCAACUAUAGAAAGUGUAUGCAAGUUCCUCUCAUCAAAAGUUAAGCUGAUGCAGGAACAGAUUGACAAUCUACAGAGAACUAUAGAUAAAAAGGCAUCCCAAUGUGACGGUCACUUGACUCAGCUGGCUGAGUUAGAGAGCGAGAGGCUGAGUCUACUUAACAAGGCUAACAACUUGAGGGCGGCCACAGCUGAUAUGAAAGCCAAGUCUAUGGUGCUACAGGCAAAAUAUAAUGAAAAGGAGAAGCAAUAUAAAGAACAGCGUGGCGAGACAGACAGACUGACUUGCGAACUGAAGCGGUACAGGAUCAAGUGUGCGAGUGUCGAAGCGAAGGCCGCCUCCCAACAGGAGACCAUUGAUAAUCUUAAACAGCUGAUCGAAAUCGCGAAACGAUCUGAAAAGGAAUUUCGCGAAUCAUCUCGCAGUCUUUCAUCCUCGCACCAGCACGCCAUCUCUCGGCUAGAGGCGCACAUUAAAAUGUUAAACACUCGCAGCGACCGACAGAUGGCGUUGAUCGAUAACUUGAGAAGACAAAACGUUCUGUUGACAACAGAUGUCGCUGUUAAAGCAAUAGAGAAAGAGUACAGUGAUUAUUUAAACCAGGAUUUUUAAUUAAAGGAAAUUAAGUUA